AUGAAGUACUCCACGCUGCUGGCCGGCUCAGCUGUGUCCGCUUCGGCGGCCUUCGUUCACCCCGGCAUGCUCCAUACCGCCGAGGACUUCGAACGCAUCACUACAAACGUCAACGCUGGCAACGAGCCUUGGCUCACCGGGUGGUACAAGCUGACCAACAACUCUCACGCGCAAUCCACCUACACCCCGAACCCCGAGGAGCUCCUUUGCCGUGGUUCCCCGGCCAGCUGCACUGAGAACUACAGCCACAUGUUCAAUGAUGCUGCUGCCGCGUACCAACUUGCCAUUCGCUGGAAGGUCACCGGUGACGAAGCCUUCGGAACCGCCGCAGCCAACGUCGUCAACGCGUGGUCCAGCACCCUUAAGGAGAUUUCUGGCAACUCCGACAAGUACCUCGCCUCGGGUAUUUACGGCUACCAAAUUGCCAACGCGGCCGAGAUCCUGCGCGACUUUGACGGCUUCACGGAUGACAACUUGGCGGCGGCGGCGGCGAUGCUUACCGACGUCUUCUACCCCAUGAACCAUCGCUUCUUCGUUGAGCACAACGAUGCUGCCGAUGACCACUACUGGGCCAAUUGGGAUCUGGCCAACAUGGCAACCUGUCUCGCUGCUGGUAUCCUGUCCGACAACCAGACCAUGUUCGACGAGGCCAUCAACUACUUCUACAACGGCACCGGCAACGGCAACAUUGAGAAGCUGUUCUGGAUCGUGUAUGACGAUGGCACCGCGCAGGUUCAGGAGGCGGGUCGUGACCAGGGUCACACCAUGCUGGACAUCGGCCUCGUCGGCGCCUUCGCGCAGAUGGCGUACAACCAGGGCAUCGACCUGUUCGCGUACCUCGACAACCGCAUCCUCAAGGGCGCCGAGUACGCCGCCAAGUACAACCUGGGCAACGACGUGCAGUACACCACCUACGUGAACAGCGACGUCACCCAGGACGUCAUCAGCGACGCCGGCCGCGGCAACAUCCGCCCCAUCUGGGAGCUCAUCUACAACCACUACGUCAAGAUCAAGGGCCUCGAGGCCACCUACUCUGAGCAGUACGCCCAGCUGGUGAGGGACGAUGCUGGCGGCGCUGAGGGUGGUGGCGGCGACUACGGCCCGAACAGCGGUGGUUACGAUCAGCUGGGCUUUGGAACGCUGCUGUACACCGUCUAA
Molecule: messenger RNA, 1158 nt
Organism: Lasiodiplodia theobromae
Lineage: Eukaryota; Fungi; Ascomycota; Dothideomycetes; Botryosphaeriales; Botryosphaeriaceae
Product: GPI anchored protein
Exons: 3
Coding region: 1-1158 (385 amino acids)
Cellular component (GO): periplasmic space
Molecular function (GO): lyase activity
Source: RefSeq, a predicted model, not a curated record